Molecule: messenger RNA, 1233 nt
Organism: Blepharisma stoltei
Lineage: Eukaryota; Ciliophora; Heterotrichea; Heterotrichida; Blepharismidae
Source: the annotation of a GenBank genome assembly
AUGCUCCAUAAGCUUGCUAAAAGAUUUUUUGCGUAUUCUGGGAAGCUUUAUACCUGGGGAUCAGAUCCGCAUUAUUCGAGAAGCACAAACUUACCUAAGACCUCUAAAGAUAUCCCAAGCGAAUUUCAAGGUUUUUCAGCUGGCGAAAUCUCAAAAGUCGCAUUCGGAAUCAAUCAUGGAGCCAUCAUCACUAACGAUGGGCUGGUUUACACCUUUGGAAAAGGAAACUAUGGAGCCUUAGGUCAUGACUCUGAAGAUGCACAAGACAAGCCUACAUUAAUAGAAUCCCUAAAAAACAUUGAAAUCAAAGUCAAAGAUGUCGCAGUAGGGCAGCAUCAUACAGUUCUAUUAACUACAGAAGGAGAUAUAUGGACAAUGGGCUAUGGUGGACAACUAGCAGGCGGUAUAUGGCGAAAAAUGUUUUCACAAGGUGGAGGCGCUUUGGGUCAUGGGGAUCUUAAUGAUAAAUUUGUCCCUACUCCUAUAGAAGCUUUAAAAGAACAUGAUGACAUUACACAAAUUGCUGCAGGCUCAUAUCAUAGCUUAGCACUAGGAAGCAAUGGAAUUUUGACUAUAUGGGGUAAAGGAGAGCAUGGUGUUCUAGGCUUAGGAACUAACAGGAACCAUUUAAGUCCAGUUAUCAACCGAUUUUUCGACGAAAUUAAGAAUGAAGAAAAAGUAAAAAUUAAGAAAAUUGCAGCAUGCCAUUAUUAUACAGCUGUAUUACUAGAUGAUGGAAGAGUUUUUACUUGGGGCAGGAAUGAUGAAGGGCAAUUAGCUAUUGGUUCAAGCCUUGGACUUGACAUGUACGAGUGCCAGAGGCAUCCUACAGAGGUUGAGUCGACUUUAGAAGGGAAAAAAGUUAUUGAUGUAGAAACUGGGGAAAACAUUAUUGUGUUUAAGACAGAAGAUCAAGAAGUCUACGUUGCUGGGAGAAAAUUGUGGUGGGAGCCUAUGAAGCUAAAUACACCUCCAGAUGCAAAAAUCACUAGUAUUUUUGCUGGGGACAAUUUUGCUGGAUACAUCAAUGAUGAAAGAGAUGUUUAUUUUGUUGGAAAAAUAUUUUCAAGCAAGUAUGUAGAAGAAAUAAAAGAUUUAAGGAUCUGGAAAGUGAAAAAUGAAGUAUUUAAAGGAAAACUGAUCGAAAAAAUAGGAGGAAGCUACCAAACUGCACAUUACUGCUUCUUAAAAGACGAAGACACUAAACCAAAUGAUAAGCCAGCUCAGCAAUAA